AUGCACAUCGCCCUGUGCGACACGGAAUGCCCCGUCGGGCGGGCCGUUUCAAGGCCAAGCUCGAACGGGCUGAAAUCGCGAGGCAGGAGUGCUGUUAGCCUUGCCAGUCCUCGGUAUGUCUCCCUGCCUCUGUUGUCUUUGCUUGUUGCUGUUCUGGUGCAGCCUCAACUGUCCGUGGGCAAAGAGGACAGCACGGAGUAUCCAAUGUGCACUUCUGCAGAAAAACCUCUGACACUGCGAAUCACCGAGGCCGUCACACCGACUGACUCGAAAAAUGGAUUCGUAACCUUCCGAUGCGCAGAACAAGCUUCGCUUCUUCCGGCCAAACCAGCUGGAACCGUGUACACUCAAUUCUGUAAAGACUCGGACUGCACAAAGGCAGCCUCCUUGACCAAAAACCAGCUGAAACUCGAAGAGGUCACCGUACCGGAACAGGAACCGGAACCCGAACCGGAACCGGAACCCGAACCGGAACCCGAGCCCGAAUCGGAAACGAAAGUGGAAGAGGAAAAAGAACCGCAACCCGCGGUUGUAUCAACAGAUGCUGUGCAACGGGUAGGGAAAAUGUACAAGCUUAGUGCUACAGAACUGCCUGAAAAGCCGUUCACCGCCUACUUCAUUUGCGUGACGCCAUCCGAGCCACCGUUGCACACGUCUAAAAGGUCUGGCUUGGCUGCGAAGUCUAUUGCUGGAGACAAAUGCAAAGUGCAAGUCUCAAUUUAUGGGAAAACGAAGCUCGUACUCAGCAGUAAAGGUAAGGUGGACCUGCAAAAUGGGUCGUCAUCGUCAUACAGGGUGCACACGCGUAAGGAACCGGGACGUCCGCAGAUGAGUUGUUCGAUCCCGGUAUGUACCAGACGUCGGCAAACAGUUCAGGGGUGA
This is a messenger RNA of Neospora caninum, 882 nucleotides long. RefSeq names its product putative SRS14. The record is from RefSeq and is a predicted model, not a curated record. The coding region runs from base 1 to 882 and encodes 293 amino acids. NCBI's taxonomy places the organism in Eukaryota, Apicomplexa, Conoidasida, Eucoccidiorida, Sarcocystidae. The transcript has a single exon.